Phalaenopsis equestris is the source of this 504-nucleotide messenger RNA. Its product is annotated as EH domain-containing protein 1-like. Gene Ontology annotation, cellular component: intracellular membrane-bounded organelle; plasma membrane; cytoplasm. The transcript has 3 exons. Gene Ontology annotation, biological process: endosomal transport; endocytosis. The annotation marks the transcript as partial. The record is from RefSeq and is a predicted model, not a curated record. Lineage: Eukaryota; Viridiplantae; Streptophyta; Magnoliopsida; Asparagales; Orchidaceae.
GUCAUUCAAUGAUAAACCAGUGAAUGAAGCAGCUGUUGGUCCAAUUGGGAAAGACCUCUUUGAAAGAGAACAGGAUGAUCUUCUUUCUGAUUUAAAAGAUGUUCCCAAGAAAGCUUGUGACCGCAAGAUCAAUGAAUUUGUAAAGCGUGCAAGGGCAGCAAAGAUUCAUGCUUACAUAAUCAGCCACCUCAAAAAGGAGAUGCCUUCAAUGAUGGGCAAGGCUAAAACUCAACAAAGACUUUGUGACAACCUGGAGGAUGAGUUCAUGAAGGUUCAAAGGGAGCACCAUCUUCCGGCAGGAGAUUUCCCAAGUGUCGAGCAUUACAGGGGGAUGCUCGGUGGCUAUAACAUCGACAAGUUUGAAAGGCUAAAGUCUAAGAUGAUUCAAGCUGUCGAUGAUAUGCUAGGAUAUGACAUCCCAGAACUUCUGAAGAAUUUCAGAAACCCAUAUGAGUAAUCUGUAUGCAACUUUGAUCUGACAUGCCUGUAUUCUGUUCUCUUCUA